AGUCGGAUAUGGUUGAUUGACACUUCGUGUCAGCCAAUUAGAAUCCAAUUGAUCUAGCGUAAGCCAAUGGAAACAAACGAUACAUCCAAAAGCCCACCUCCACACCACGGUGCACUGAAUUUUCACAGGACACUGGACAGGAGUUGCAGAGUUGUCUUAAGGGAAGCACCAUGGUUCAAGCCAAGACCUGGAUCCUGAAGCAGCACUUUGAGGGAUUUCCUAAAAACAGUGACUUUGAGCUGAAGCUGGAGCAGCUGCCUGAGCUCAAAGAUGGAGAAGUUCUUCUGGAAGCAGUGUUCCUAAGUGUGGAUCCCUACAUGCGACCUUAUAGUCGUGCGCGAAUGCAGCCAGGUGAUGUGAUGAUUGGAACUCAGGUGGCCAAAGUAAUUCAGAGUAAAAACCCAGCUUUUCCUGAGGGCAGUCAUGUGGUUGGUCGAUGCGGAUGGAGGACACACACUGUAUCAGAUGGAACCGGUUUAAUCCGGGUACUGAGCGACUGGCCUAAGGAUGUUUCUCUUUCUCUUGCACUCGGGGGCAUCGGCAUGCCAGGGCUGACUGCACUGUAUGGUUUAGAAGAGGUUUUGGCCAUCAAACCGGGGGAGACGCUCCUGGUGAACGCGGCGGCUGGUGCUGUGGGGAGUGUCGUGGGUCAGAUCGCUAAACUGAAAGGCUGUAAAGUGGUGGGUUCAGCUGGGAGCGAUGCUAAAGUGGCCUUUCUAAAAGAGCUCGGGUUUGACCAUGCCUUCAACUACAAAACUGUGCCAUCUCUGGAGGAAGGUCUAAAACAGGCCUCACCAGAGGGAUAUGAGUGCUACUUUGAGAAUGUUGGUGGACAGUUCUCCACUGUCGCACUCUCACAGAUGAAGCCGUUUGGGAGGAUCGCAGUUUGUGGAGGAAUUUCUCUUUACAAUGAUAAAGAACCUCAAAUAGGUCCUUAUCCAUACCUGCAUAUGAUCUUUAAGGAGUUGCGUAUGGAGGGCUUCCUGGUGGGGAGAUGGGAGCAUAAAAAUGACGAGUCUCUGAGAAGGCUGAUGACUUGGCUGCAGGAGGGAAAGCUGAAGUGUAGAGAGCAUGUGACUGUUGGGUUUGAGAACAUGCCAGCUGCCUUCAUGGGGAUGCUGCAGGGAGAAAACAUGGGGAAAGCAAUUGUUAAAGUCUGAAGACUUUUCUUGCAAAACUCUGAGAAUGUAAAAAAAAAUUAUUUGGCUUGUUUAUAGUGAGAAUGAGAUGAUUCAACUGUUUAUUGGAAAGCAGCAGAUGUUUUAUUGAAACUAACUCCUGCAAUGUAAUGCAAAUCUGCUUCUGAUUACAAUUAAAACAUAUUUACAUUUA
Tachysurus fulvidraco (yellow catfish) is the source of this 1332-nucleotide messenger RNA. RefSeq names its product prostaglandin reductase 1-like. Gene Ontology annotation, molecular function: 15-oxoprostaglandin 13-reductase [NAD(P)+] activity; 2-alkenal reductase [NAD(P)H] activity. Gene Ontology annotation, cellular component: cytoplasm. Gene Ontology annotation, biological process: prostaglandin metabolic process. The transcript is spliced from 9 exons. The record is from RefSeq and is a predicted model, not a curated record. Bases 171 to 1160 code for a protein of 329 amino acids. Lineage: Eukaryota; Metazoa; Chordata; Actinopteri; Siluriformes; Bagridae.